Messenger RNA from Brienomyrus brachyistius, 1916 nucleotides. RefSeq lists its product as uncharacterized. The coding region runs from base 51 to 1157 and encodes 368 amino acids. NCBI's taxonomy places the organism in Eukaryota, Metazoa, Chordata, Actinopteri, Osteoglossiformes, Mormyridae. The record is from RefSeq and is a predicted model, not a curated record. The transcript is spliced from 6 exons.
GACUGAGCUUUAUUGACACAAGGUGUGCAGAGUGGGAGAGGAGGACAGAGAUGUAUUUAUACAGGAACUUUGGGCAAAUUAUGGAGGCCUAUGUAGGGAAGAAUUCCAGCAUUGACGACUCAGAAGAUACUCAUUCAGGGGGGCAGGACUCCGCGCUGCGAGAGGGGGCCAUGGAUAGGUCAGGCGUACUACUGAAGUCGGAGUCGGAGGACUCUGGGGUGGAGGAGCCAGUGGUCACCCCUCUUGGCUCAGAGCAGAGCUUCUCAUUGGGCAAAGAUCCCGAAUUGGCAGAUGGGCCGCUCUCGCCCUCACCUCUGCCCUCACCCUCACCAGCCCGCGCUCCCUCCUUAUCAUCACCCCCAAACCUGAAGGGACGGGAAGGUUGGCGCAGAGUGCGGACCCAAGUCGAGUUGGCUCUACAGAGGACCAAGCAGAGGAGCUCCAGAACUCCAGCGCCUCAGCUGCCCAUCAGCUUCAUGAUCCCCCAGCCCUCGUUAGGUCCGAGUUUGGAUGAGGGGGUCCCACCGUUGCUGGACCCUGAGCCCUGUCAGCAAAGCCAGGGCAGAUCAGAGGUGGACAGCCAGGUAUGUGGUGAGAAGGCCGACCACGGGGGCCAGCUCUCCCCUGGGCUGUCGUACCUGGAUGAGGUCUGCAGACUCCUGGAGGAGAUCGCCAAGCUGCAGGCGAGGAACCGAGAAUUGAAGAGAGAGAGGGAUGGACUUCAGUACCAGCUGAGAGACAAGGAGAGACAGGAGUUGAGGUCCGGACAAUGUUUGUGUGGCGCUGCCGAGUCAGCCAGUGAGGGACCAGCACAGAGGCGAAGGGGUCCCAUGUCCAGUGGUCUUGCACCCGGGGAGCAGCCAGCGUUUCGGCGGCGCUCCAUGUCCGACUCAGAGGCCCUCAAAAGUAACGUGGAGCGGUGGAAGGAGACACUGGACCAUGGGAGUACGAGGCAGCUGACAGAGGUGGACAGCAGCAAGCAGACAAAAGCCAGACAGGACAGAGUCAAAUGGCAAGCAGCCAGCCUGAAUGAGACCUCAGGAAAGUUUCCAGAUCCCACAGAGGAGCCUGACAAGGAGCCUGGCAGCAAACAGAAACUGAAGAAGAAGCAGCAUUCUCUAUUCAAGAGGAAGUCCAAGAACAAGAGUGUGAAAUAAAACAGCCAUCUUGCACCACUCCCUGGUUGCGGUGGUCAGGGGAGCCUGAGAUUCAACGAUCCCAAGCUGACCGAUCUGUAUCCACAGCCUCCUGCUGAUAAUUAUUAGGUACUCUGAGCAUGUCUUUCUAAAUGGAAGAGCUAUCUGUAAUAGCGAUGUGAAGCUACGAAGCAUCUCGAUGAAGUACUUGCACUUUAUUUAUAGCUGUUGGCAUGUGAAUAGCUCAGUGCUUAAUUCGGGCUGUACCCCGCUGGUUUUGAUGGGUUUCUUCACAGCUGUAUGACUGAUAUGUGGAAGGCUUACGAUCAUAUGUUUAAUAUGUAGAUUUGUGUAACGCGUUCACUUUAUUCGUUUACGUGAUUGCUACGAUUUAAAUCUCUUACGUUAUACCCGUAUUUACUCGAUACAUAUCCAUAUAUAAACACAGAACAUAUACGCAAAUAAACGCUCGAACAUUGAUUCACCUUACGCAGGCUAUCAACUGAAAGCACAGUAUAUUUUAUAAAUAAAGUAUAAUGGUAACGUAACAAAUCAUAUCAUCAUUCCAAUCAGUCACGUAGUGUAUUAACCAAGUUUACACAAAUCCAUUUGUCUGAAAAUAUCUAAUCAUGACCGAUUACUUACGUUUAUGUUAUUUCCCUAAAUGCAGAAAAAUGUAUAUUUUGUGAAGCACAUAUAUGAAAUAUUUAAAAGGGUAACGGUUCUGUUUCGUAAUGUGAGCUAAAUUAUUUAAUCAAUAAAUUAUUCGAAUUUCUUGUA